Messenger RNA from Quercus robur (English oak), 1034 nucleotides. RefSeq lists its product as uncharacterized. NCBI's taxonomy places the organism in Eukaryota, Viridiplantae, Streptophyta, Magnoliopsida, Fagales, Fagaceae. The record is from RefSeq and is a predicted model, not a curated record. Gene Ontology annotation, cellular component: mitochondrion. Gene Ontology annotation, biological process: biosynthetic process; mitochondrial respiratory chain complex I assembly.
ACUACAGUGGCAAUUUGAUGAAUGGUGCUUCUUUAUCUUGUAGCAUAUGGUCAGCUUUCUCCUACUGUGUGCAGCAAGUGCGUAGUUAUGAUUACCGUCGCUAACUUUGCCUCCUUGAACUUCCCCCUCCAAUGCGGAAAGUUGCUUUUGCACUCCAUGCCUUUAAUGUUGAAACAGCAAGAGCCAUGGAUGUGGCUUCUGGUCCCAGGAUUGGGCUUAUGCGCCUCAUCUGGUGGCAGGAAGCUAUAGACAAAAUCUAUGCUAAAAAGUUAAGAGAGCACCCAAUAGCACUGGCUCUAUGAUCAGUGAUAUCUGAGAAUAAAAUUAGCAAGGGAUGGUUGAAAUGAUCUGUUGAUGCUCGGAUGAAUGAUGCAAGAAGAGAGGUUACUGAUGUUCCCUAAACCACUGAAGAGUUGGAGAAAUAUGCUGAGGAUACUGUAUCAACUAUUCUGUACAUGACACUUCAAGCUGUUGGUAUCAGUAAUCAGUCUACUGCAAGUGGCCUCCUUUUGCUGCCUAAGUCGCUACCUUACCAUGCCAAUCAUAACCAUCAUUUUUCUUACAUACCAACUAAAGUGGCUGCCAAACAUGGCUUGUUGGUGAAGGAGGGAGGUCCAUCAGAGAUCUGCUUAGAUUCUCUUGAGCGCCUAUGUGAUGCAGUCUUUGACAUGGCAUCUGUAGCUAAUAUCCAUUUACAGAAGGCUUGUGAACUAGCUGGAACAAUGCCAGCUGAGGCUCGCCCGGUGCUUCUACAGGUGGUUCCCGCCCAAGUUCUCUUGGACUCCCUAAGCCAGGUACUCUUUGAGGUAUUUGAUCCAAGAUUAUCAAGAGGGGUCUUGGGCAUUCUUCAUUUGUGGUAUCAACUUAAACUAAAGUGGUAUUCAUGGUGGGGGAAAUAUUGAGGCGUGGUUCUGGGCUUUUACCCGUUCCAACAAAAAAUUCUGUCAGGCUAGGAAGUUUUUGCAGAGUGAUUUAUAUGAAGCCUUAUAAAAGGCAUGGUAUGCGCGCUAAUGGUUUAGACUGGCAUGCAGAUC